Messenger RNA from Diaporthe amygdali, 1398 nucleotides. RefSeq lists its product as uncharacterized. Lineage: Eukaryota; Fungi; Ascomycota; Sordariomycetes; Diaporthales; Diaporthaceae. Bases 1 to 1398 code for a protein of 465 amino acids. The record is from RefSeq and is a predicted model, not a curated record. The transcript has a single exon.
AUGUGGGCGUAUGACGACGGUAGAGGCCGUCGGGCGAAGGAUAUACCCAGCACGCGGCCCGCGAAUUACUAUGAUGAUGCCUAUGAGCGAGCACCCCCGCGCUCCUCACGCAAUGCCUACCCGGAGCCUCAGCCAAAACAUUCGUCGCACGAUCGACACCGCCGCAAGUCUGCCCUGGUAGACCCUGACGAGCCAAAGGCGGCUCGACGCAACACACAUGCAGGUGUCAAUGUCGUUGCAUCGGAUGACGGAUCAGGGUACCCCUACGGUAGCCCUCGGGAUGUUUAUGGGUCUCCUUACGCGGGCAGGAAAUCCCGGCAUGACGUGGAACAAAAAACCAGUGACAAGGACCGACAUUUUCGAGAGAAACGGGGCACCUGGGAAACCGAGGAGGCCGAAAACCUAAGAAGAGCAAAGAGCUACAGCCCUCGGAGGGCAGCAAGAGAGGCCGAAGCUCCACGGCGGGUGUCGCCGCAGGCCCCGAAGUCGAACUGGCCUGAGGAUGAAUAUACGACGCAAGCCGGCGGUGGCGCCCGCCAUCGGUCAUCCAAGAAAAGUGGCAAGGGACAAAAGUCCUACGAGGAUGACCCCUACGCAAGCUACUACGCGAGCCAGGCACCACGCAGCAAGAAGCACGACCGUGGAAACGCCGGAUACGAGUAUGCACCGAACGCAGAGGAGAUGCCUCGUCCCCCAAUGGGCGAUCACGCCCCGUACAAGUCCUCUCCUCUGACCUCGCACGCCGAGGCGGACGAGAAGCCCAGCAAGCACCAUCGGAAGCGAGACAAGGACUACUACGGCAAUGGGUACGACAACUAUUCCGCGGCCGGAGCAGGCACUGCGUACGGCGGAGGCUACGGCGCGGCUGCAGCGGAUGAACCACCACCUCGUCGCUCUCGCCACAGCAAGCAUCACGACGAUAAAGGUGCUGCAGAUGAAUACGGCUACGCGCCCCAGCCUCAACCCCGAGGCCGCCAUCGGGCCGCACCUGUUGGUGACUACGGGGAUGCCGACCCGUAUGACCGCGCAGCACCAGCACGGCCUCGUCAUCGCCAGUCCCUUCCCCCACAACCCCGUUCACAGUAUCCCGAUGAUCCAUAUGGUGACCCUUAUGCACAGGCUGCGCCGCGACGCAGAGCCACAUCAGUGAACUAUGGGCGUCAAGAUCAGUAUGGUGGAGACUCUAGGCGGGAUCAAUACUACGAUGAUGGAUAUGGCAGAGGAGGCGGCAGCCCGGCUGGGAGCAAUGGUUCGAAGAAGAACAACAAGAAGAGCAAGGCAUAUGCUCAGCAGGCUGGCAAGCUCUUCAUGACGCACGCGGUACCGGUCAUCAAGAAAGAGGCUGUGCCGUUCCUGACGAAGGCUGCUCAGGCAUACUUUGAGCAGCAGAAGAGAUGA